Molecule: messenger RNA, 1137 nt
Organism: Lithohypha guttulata
Lineage: Eukaryota; Fungi; Ascomycota; Eurotiomycetes; Chaetothyriales; Trichomeriaceae
Exons: 2
Coding region: 1-1137 (378 amino acids)
Biological process (GO): microtubule-based movement
Cellular component (GO): cytoplasm; cytoplasmic dynein complex
Molecular function (GO): dynein intermediate chain binding
Source: RefSeq, a predicted model, not a curated record
AUGGCAAACCUACUACGGAAGUCCAGGUCGAUGAUCCGGCGCAAUGAGCACAACUCUACCGGAAAUGUAAACAAUGAUACUCCACCACCUCUACCGCCAAAAGACUCAAAUAUCAGCCUGUUUCAGCGGUUCAACAGUAUUCAGAGUCGACGGAAGAGCCGGAUUGACCUAUCUACAGCAGUUGAAUCAGAGAAAAGUGCUGCAAUUCGACAGCAACGAGAAGAGCAGCUCCAGAAACAGCAUUCUAUAUCUCACCUCCGGCGCCGACUUAUUCGCAAAGCUUCUACCUUCAAUCUCCAUACUAGACACCGUUCUAGUCCGCCAACAGAUCCUCUACCACCGCGGGACGAGAAGCUUUUUCCAGAUAUCGGACACGAUCCUGAUCGACCAGGAACAGCACUCCAGGAGCUUGAACGUCCAUCGACUGCUUCUACGGUUUACUCAGAAGCUCCGGAGACAAUUCUCCAGCGUCCACGAUCAGACAGUUCCAAUUCAGACUAUUCUCAGCUCACGACUGUUCCUAUCCGACGACAUACCCUUGCCAUUGUCCACCCUUACGACGACAAACCGCUUCCAAACCCCUCUCGUCAGUCCAGCUCUGUCAACCGCCUAAUCGCACACGCGCAACAGGAAGACUUAAAAGCCCAGGCCGAGCUUACAGAAAAGCAUCACAACUAUCAGGAGAAGCAUACAGAAGGACUCGGUAUCUGGGUAAAGAUGGCCACACCAUCAGCUGAACCACCUCUUGCUUACGACAAGCUGAAGCAAAUCACAGUCGAGGCCUGCGACACCGCUCUCAGCGGCACAACCUCUUACGACCACUCGAAAACAGAAUCCUGGAACACAACCAUAAUCAACACCAUGCUCUCCCAAAUCGUCGGCGAAACAGAAGCCUCAGACCCACAAUCACAGUCGAAAUGGAAGUUUGUCGUGAACAGCACGAUCAUCCAGCAUAAGAGCAACACAGUCAUGCAAGAGAAUGGGUCGAAGAGCUCAGGAGGCAGGAGAGGUAUGCAUAGUGCUGCGGGCGCAUAUUGGAAUAACGCUAAAGAUGGCAUGUGGAGUUUCAAGUAUGAGGCUGCGGAGAAGUUGGGUCUCGAUGUGGUUAUUGGUGUGGUUUGGAUAUGGGUCGGUUAG